Molecule: messenger RNA, 1679 nt
Organism: Choloepus didactylus (southern two-toed sloth)
Lineage: Eukaryota; Metazoa; Chordata; Mammalia; Pilosa; Megalonychidae
Gene: EXOSC2
Product: exosome component 2
Exons: 9
Coding region: 36-917 (293 amino acids)
Biological process (GO): nuclear polyadenylation-dependent rRNA catabolic process; CUT catabolic process; U4 snRNA 3'-end processing
Cellular component (GO): nuclear exosome (RNase complex); cytoplasmic exosome (RNase complex)
Molecular function (GO): RNA binding
Source: RefSeq, a predicted model, not a curated record
GUAGGAUAUCGCGGCUUUUGGCUCUCGGCGCCAAGAUGGCGAUGGAGAUGAGGCUUCCGGUUGCUCGCAAGCCUCUUAGCGAGAGUCUGGGCCGCGAGACUAAGAAACACCUGGUGGUGCCAGGGGACACGAUCACUACGGACACCGGCUUCAUGCGGGGCCAUGGAACUUACAUGGGGGAGGAGAAGCUCAUAGCAUCUGUGGCUGGUUCUGUGGAGAGAGUAAACAAGUUAAUUUGUGUGAAAGCUUUGAAAACCAGAUAUAAUGGUGAAGUAGGAGACAUUGUAGUGGGGAGAAUCACAGAGGUUCAACAGAAGAGGUGGAAGGUGGAGACCAACUCCAGGCUGGAUUCAGUGUUGCUUCUCUCAUCCAUGAACCUCCCUGGAGGAGAGCUGAGGAGAAGAUCUGCAGAAGAUGAGCUUGCAAUGAGAGGUUUUUUGCAGGAAGGGGACCUUAUCAGUGCUGAGGUCCAGGCAGUGUUCUCAGAUGGUGCUGUUUCUCUGCACACAAGGAGUCUAAAAUACGGAAAACUAGGUCAGGGUGUUUUGGUCCAGGUUUCCCCCUCCUUGGUAAAACGUCAGAAGACUCAUUUCCAUGACUUGCCAUGUGGUGCCUCAGUGAUUCUGGGUAACAAUGGCUUCAUCUGGAUCUACCCCACUCCUGAGCACAAGGAAGAGGAGGCAGGGGGAUUCAUUGCCAAUCUGGAGCCUGUGUCUCUUGCUGAUCGAGAGGUGAUAUCCCGGCUUCGGAACUGCAUUAUCUCACUGGUAACUCAGAGGAUGAUGUUAUAUGAUACCAGUAUCCUGUAUUGCUAUGAAGCAUCCCUUCCACAUCAGAUCAAAGACAUCUUAAAGCCAGAGAUAAUGGAGGAAAUUGUGAUGGAAACACGUCAGAGGCUUUUAGAACAGGAGGGCUAAGGAGAAAUAUCUGAAAGACGAGACUGUGUACCUGGCUGGAGCAGUGCUUGAAAGUGAGAAAUCUGAUUUAUGGUCCCCAUGUGUGGCUCAGCGAAGAACCAAGAAACUCAUCACUUGAUGCGCAUCGACGGCUGUGGAGCUGUUUCCAGCCCACAGACUUUCUUUCUCCUGUUCUAAGACAAAAGCCUGGGUGGAAGGUGAACAGUUCCUCUGGCUCCUCUGGUUGAAGGCAGAGUCCCAGCACUAGGGGGUAGUUUCAGGUCUUUCAGAGCAUGCAGUGUUCCAGCUGAAUGGACAGCCAUCCUAGAAUAAUGGGGAGAAUCCUUUGUCUUCUACUCACCAUCAUUCAAAAUGUACAAUAUCCCAUGAAAUUGCCCUAUAAAAAACAUGACAUCCCUUACCCCUAAAUUGUCUGUUUUGGCCUCUAUUCCUACCUCCUUCAAAGCACAAGUACAACAAUCCAGUUGUAUUUGAAGAAUAUAGUUGGUAAAGUUAACCCAGUAGUUGAAUGGAAGAAUAAAGUUAACCAAGCAACUAUUUGCUUGAUUUGACUAUAACUUCCCGUUGAAUGCUCUUUCUGUUGAUAGCUGCAAGUAUUGCCACACCAGGCUGUUGUAAACUGUCCUGCCUUUGAGGGAUGAUAAAAAGCUGAAUUAUUAAUAGAAUGAAUAUUCUGGGUCUUUGUACUUUUGAGCACUCCUUUCAUUUAUCAGAAGCUAAAAACAUGAAGACAAAGUAAUAAAAAUGGAGCUGGGAAAAGAA